CAGAAUGGGAAGAUACAGAGAUGUCCGCCAUUACUCCUGCUCUACCAACCAUUUCCCUUAAUCCGCCCAUCGCCGCCCUCAAUCUCCGAUCCGCCACCAGCCACCUCAUCCUCUCCACUCACCGUCGCCGCCGUCUUUACCCCCCACUACGAGUUGCAAAUGACUCGAAAGCGACGGAGGUGUCUCCGGAUCGCAUAACCGGUAAUUCGGAGGCUGACAAGAUUGUCGAUGGCAUGGAGUUUGGUGAGCUAUGCAACGAGUUCGAAUGCAUUAGCAGCCCAUCUGUUGAAGCUACGGCAAGACAACUCGUACGUGACAUCUUAGAGCUCCGGGAGGGCAAUCGUGCUCUUGGAACAUAUGCUGUUUCCGUAAAAUACAAGGAUCCCGUUAGAAGUUUUACCGGGCGCGAGAAAUACAAACGACCAUUAUGGUCAAGCGUUGCGCUAGAUAAACCAACUGUGAGUGUGCAAGACAUGUCGAUGUUGUCUACGAGUCUCUUGAAUAUAAAGUGGACUCUGAAAGGGAACCCGAAAAACCCGCUAGUUAGAGUAGGAGGACCCGUGAUUCUCAAAGUAAACGCUCGGUUUACACUAAACCAAAUUAGUGGUCAAGUUAUCGAGCACGAAGAGCUUUGGGAUUUAUCGUCAUCAUCAACCAUUGCUCAGGCGUAUUUCUGGGCAUCACGUCGUCUGUUUUCUACAACCGAGGCUGCAAAGGAUAUCUCCGAUUCCGUCAAGAACUUGUCGAGCCGCUUUUCGACAAAGAAAGAAAAUACGGGGAUAUAUCCCGACCCCACUGAUCCCACAAAGUUUUUCCAAAGCAACAAUGACUUUCAGAGGGAUGCUUAUCAGCUGGCACUGUUUCUUGCACUCAUCUACUUUCUGGUACAGUUCUUGAGGACAACUUUGUAAAACCACUGUAAGUAAACCUCUAAAUGUAAUUAAUUAAUUAUUCAUACCUUAUAAAUCUUUCUUUAUAAAUGAUUUUUUCU
This is a messenger RNA of Cynara cardunculus var. scolymus (artichoke), 991 nucleotides long. RefSeq lists its product as uncharacterized. The transcript has 5 exons. Gene Ontology annotation, cellular component: chloroplast. Lineage: Eukaryota; Viridiplantae; Streptophyta; Magnoliopsida; Asterales; Asteraceae. The record is from RefSeq and is a predicted model, not a curated record. The coding region runs from base 21 to 911 and encodes 296 amino acids.